Molecule: messenger RNA, 2026 nt
Organism: Odontomachus brunneus
Lineage: Eukaryota; Metazoa; Arthropoda; Insecta; Hymenoptera; Formicidae
Product: major facilitator superfamily domain-containing protein 1-like
Exons: 7
Coding region: 1-1536 (511 amino acids)
Biological process (GO): transmembrane transport
Cellular component (GO): lysosome
Molecular function (GO): transmembrane transporter activity
Source: RefSeq, a predicted model, not a curated record
AUGGAGGGAGGAACAAUGGAAAACUCAGACACAUUGGACAGAUCGGAGGACGAGAUAGCAUUGCAAGGAUUUUGUAGUCCCAAACGGCCGCCCUACCGAUUUUUGGGACUGGCACUAAUGUGUCUUCUUGGAUUCGGAUCUUAUUUUUGCUUUGAUAAUCCUGGAGCAUUGCAGGACAAUUUUAAAACUGACUUACAUAUGUCGACUAGCAAAUUUGUUUUGCUGUAUUCUAUUUAUUCCUGGCCAAAUGUGAUCCUCUGUUUUAUCGGUGGAUUUUUAUUGGACAGUGUGUUUGGAAUUCGGCUAGGUACUGUUAUAUAUAUGGGACUCACACUGAUUGGCCAAGUGGUUUUCGCAUCCGGUGCUAUUUUCGAUUCCUUUUGGCUGAUGAUGUUUGGUCGAUUCAUCUUUGGAAUCGGCGCUGAGUCAUUAGCAGUCGCCCAGAACAGUUAUGCUGUUCUGUGGUUCAAAGGUAAAGAACUGAACAUGGUGUUCGGGCUACAGUUGAGCUUCGCACGAGUGGGAUCAACUGUAAACUUCUUAGUAAUGGAGCCGAUAUACAAUUAUGUAUCUCAAUACUACAAAGGCCCAGAAUGUAUCGGCGUAGUCCUCUUUCUGGCUGCUGGCACGUGUGUGAUGUCGAUGAUAUGCGCUUGCUUGUUAGGCUUGAUGGACAAACGAGCUGAAAGACUACUCAGACGUGGAGAAGGAAGCGAAAUGCAAGCCGUUAGUCUAACAGACGUCAAAGAUUUCAAGAUGAUCUUCUGGUUGGUCGCAAUCAUCUGUAUCGCUUAUUACGUCGCAAUAUUCCCUUUUGUUGCUUUGGGCAAAGUAUUCUUUGAGCGAAAAUAUGAGUACGACCCAUCUGCGGCGAAUACAGUGAAUUCUCUCGUGUACUCUAUAUCGGCGAUAGCAUCGCCCCUUUUAGGCUAUUUAGUAGAUAAAACUGGAAAAAACGUGACAUGGGUGUUUCUCAGUAUUUGUGCUACUAUAGUUGCACACGGCAUGCUCGCGUUUACCUACGUGAAUCCAUAUGUAUGCAUGGUUCUCAUGGGAUUAGCGUAUUCCAUGCUCGCCAGCAGUUUGUGGCCGUUGAUUGCUCUCGUUACACCGGAGUAUCAACUCGGCACUGCGUAUGGAAUAGCGCAAGCUGUACAAAAUUUAGGUCUCGCUAUAGUUGCGAUUUUAGCUGGCAUAAUCGUCGACAAGGGGGGAUAUUUAAUGCUCGAGAUGUUCUUCCUCGGUUGGCUCUGGGUUUCGCUGAUAACCGCCGCCGCAAUCUGGGUAUCGGACAUAGCAACGAGCGGUGGUUAUCUCAACAUGACUCCUGGACAGAGAGAACGAUACGAAGCGAUCCGCUGCACGCCCGAAAGUCUGGAGCGAGAGAAACUGUUGCCGGAAUGCUCAGGGGAUCUCUCGGCGGAUGAGCUUAUGCAACCGCAGUCUGACAUCAGUAUACGGAAUCGGUACUUGUCACGCAUUGGCGCGAUGGUACCGCCACAUGUGAAAACGCCGAUUCAUCGACCAUUACGAUGAUACGUUAGAUCUAGCUGCGAAUUUGCGAAACAAAUAGGUGUUUAAACGACAAAAAUCUCUUAAAUCUCGUUGAGGCAUUUGCUCACUGUGUCUUCCUACUACACAGCUUGAUCUGUGAUAAUUUCGUAAUGCAAUUCCAUAUAGAAUUUCGUUUUGAACAGCUGAUUAACUAGAAUCAUGAUUAGUAGAGUUGAUAUUUUUUAUUAAUAAAAGUGUAUAAGCUGUAUAAUAUAUAUCAACUGUUGACAUGGUAGAGUUAUAGCAUCUCUUUGAUAAUCCUGAUUGAUAUUGGACUGUAAUAUUUCAAAUUGAUGUUGCUUUUCACAAUCGCUUUGCAUUUGUUUAUAAAUGCUGGUCGUGAAUCGUCACCUAUAUUUGAUUGAAAAAAAUCAAAUGUUGCAAGGGACUACUUGUUAAUGUGUAAAAUGUAAGUAAUGUGUGAUAGAUGUCGAUGUAAUCUUGUAAUAAAUGAAUGUUCGGUCUAAUGGUU